Ixodes scapularis (black-legged tick) is the source of this 1957-nucleotide messenger RNA. RefSeq names its product DNA-binding protein inhibitor ID-4 (gene emc). Gene Ontology annotation, molecular function: protein dimerization activity; transcription regulator activity. The record is from RefSeq and is a predicted model, not a curated record. Gene Ontology annotation, cellular component: cytoplasm; nucleus. NCBI's taxonomy places the organism in Eukaryota, Metazoa, Arthropoda, Arachnida, Ixodida, Ixodidae. The transcript is spliced from 2 exons. Gene Ontology annotation, biological process: negative regulation of transcription by RNA polymerase II; circadian regulation of gene expression; cell differentiation. The coding region runs from base 16 to 609 and encodes 197 amino acids.
UCCGUUUUCUGGUCCAUGUUUCGCUCCUCGCUCGCCGUCGAGUCGACAACGCUCAUCCGUCGCUUCGGUGUUGUGAAACAACCUUCCGCUGUUUUCAACCUCCUUCAGUGCGCCGUCGGCCCUCUUUGGAUUACGUCCUCGGACUCCGCUAUCUCUCGGAUUAAGCCAGGAAUGAAGUCGCAGAUGGAACAGCAGGUCAUCAGCCGGUGUUUGGCCAAGGUGGCCGAAGGCCGCGUCGGCCGCGGCCGCAAGGACCGGGACUUGAACCACGAAGAGAUGCAGUCGCUGCUCGCCAAGCUCAAGGAACUCGUGCCUAACAUGCCGCGAAACAAGAAGCUCUCCAAACUGGAGAUCAUCCAGAAUGUCAUCGACUACAUCCUCGACCUGCAGAUCGCUUUGGAAACGCACCCGGCCACCCGCUCGUCGCAUCCUGCAGGCUCCAGCACGAGUCCAGCGAGGCAACCCUUGGGAGUUCUGUCGCCUUCUAGCAACGCUGUGGCGAACACCUGUUCUGUGUUGGAGGCGAACCACGCCGACAAAGUCCUCCCCAGCCACCUGACGGACCUGAUCUCUGCCGUGGUGCCGUCGCCACGUCCGGUCUCGUGCUAGGACUUGUGAGAAAGUGCGACCAGCGGGACAAUGAUUCUUCGUCAUCCCAGAGCGCUGAGGCAGAGCUCCGGGACUCAGUGAUGGUGCGUCGGUGCCUCCGAGCACGGCUAGUCUUUCGCUCUACUCCAAGCCAAGAGCGACAUCUUCACCAACCACCGUCAACGCAACUGACGCCCCGGCGAGAUGCAGAGGCUGCUUGAUGACGUCCAGCGAAGACGCCGGCUGACGUCUGUGCCGCGGCUUGCCGAUGAACAGCAAUACACCAUCUUCACGCCAUCGGCAACUCUUCAGCAUGGCAAGGCAGUCCAGGCACCGAAGAUAGCAGCUCCCAGAAACAGCAUGGAGAGUGCGAUUAUCUUCCUGGUUGUAGUCUUUAGCAGGCUGUAGAUGUGCUCCUCAGCGCUGAGCCUGGCCACUCCAGCACAGUAUUAGAGCAUGUCUCUGUAUCUUGAAGCCUUCCCCAUCCCAGUUUCUGUCACAAACAUGAAAGAAAAGGUCACCCCAAUGUCAUACGACAGCCUGAAAAACAACAAUGUCAGGCUCUUGUUUGCUUGGAGAUCAUGUGCAAUCUUUGACAUCAAGUUUUUUUUUAUAUAUAUACAUAGUUUCGUCGCGUGUAUAUGCCACUCUUGCGGGGAAUUUUGUAAGGGUCGAGGGGUCAUGUUGGGAUCUCCAAUCUUAUUUAUAAUCGUUUCCCUCUUCCAGUUUUCUUCAGUUGCAAGUACAAACCGAUGUUUUGGUAGCUACGUCUAAGAGCACCUACCUUUGCCUGCACUUAUUUCGAAGCUAGUCCAGGGGAGGUUCGAAUGUGUACAACUGCCGGUAGCUCUUAAUUUCUUUCUGGGUAUAUCCCCAAACGUUACAAACGCUGAACUUGCUAACUGUUCUUGCCACGGGUUGGAGAUCCCUGUCAUUUUCUGGGCCAGGUUUUCGUGCAAACACAUUUUAUUUCGUUGAGUAACUUAUAUACGUCUGUGAUGUGCGAUUACGUAAUAAUAAUAAUAAAAAAGGACGAGGCAUCUGAUAACGUGUCCUGUACACAGACAAAUCGUGCCCAUUUUCAUGUUGUAACCUAGUAUACAGUGCUUGCUUGACAGAGGCUGCAUGCUUCACAGCAAUGCGCUCACCGGUACAUCGGCUACUUAUAUUUUUUUUUCUCCCUUUGUAUUUCUGACAAAAACUGACCGAGGCAUUUCUGUGCCCCUUCUAGGCGAUGCCUAUGAAUGUAAUUAUUAUUUGUACAGAGAGACACUUACACAAGGACAGAUCCUAUAGUUUGAUGACAUUGUGAUAAAGCCCCUUUUUGCAAGCAAAAAGAAAAACAAAUAAAUAUUGCAGUUCAAACUUA